This is a messenger RNA of Rhincodon typus (whale shark), 1084 nucleotides long. RefSeq names its product arf-GAP with coiled-coil, ANK repeat and PH domain-containing protein 2-like. The record is from RefSeq and is a predicted model, not a curated record. The transcript is spliced from 9 exons. Bases 27 to 1067 code for a protein of 346 amino acids. Gene Ontology annotation, molecular function: GTPase activator activity; protein binding. Lineage: Eukaryota; Metazoa; Chordata; Chondrichthyes; Orectolobiformes; Rhincodontidae.
UUUCCCCCCUCCCCCGACAGGAGGAUAUGGUACCUCUGAUGGACGAUUUGAGACUCUGUUCGGUGCGCACCCUGGACGAGAUGGACAGACGCUUCUGUUUUGAGAUUUUCUCCGUUCACGCGAGCUGUAUACUCCAGGCCGACUCUGAGGCUUCACGUCAGGCCUGGACUGAGGCCAUGCGAUCGACAAUUAACUCAGCUUACAGGGAUUCCCAAGUCCUGGACAGACGGGCACAGGGUUCGGAGGUCAGUGCCCCCGGGACCGAGGGCAGGGACCCCUACGCCGAGGGCCAGAGGGUACUGGAGCAGUCCCUCCGAGUGGCCGGGAACCAGCGUUGCUGCGACUGUGGGAAGGCCGACCCUCGAUGGGCCAGCAUUAACCUCGGGAUCACCCUGUGCAUCGAGUGCUCUGGCAUACACAGGGGUCUCGGCGUCCAUCAGUCAAAGGUUCGCUCUUUGACCCUUGACACCUGGGAGCCAGAGCUGCUCAAGUUACUCUGUGCCCUCGGGAAUGACACUGUCAACCAGAUUUAUGAGGCUGAGACGGAACAUUCUGGAUUAACGAAGCCGACUGCAGAGAGCUCACGGCAAGAGAAGGAACAGUGGAUUGAAGCUAAAUAUGUGGAGAAAAAAUUUCUAAAGAAGAAUCCAGCUGCUGCAGAUCAAGUUCCGGAUGACCCAGCUGAGAUGUCAGGCGCUGUGUCCCCGAGCCACCGUCUCUAUGCUGCUGCCGCUGUUGGAGAUUUGCCAGCGAUGUGCCAAGCCCUGGCACUCGGUGCCAACGUGAACUGGACCAACAGCGAGGAGUCCAGGACCUCCCCCCUCAUCGCUGCUGCCCGAAGAGGAUCUCUGACAGCCUGCGAAUAUCUGCUCCAGAAUGGCGCGAACAUCAGCUACCGAGAUGCCAGCGGGCAGGGCCCCCUUCACGUUGCCACGCGUGCUGGUCACACUGGCCCCGUCUGCCUGUUGCUAAAGCGAGGAGCGAACCAGUACGCAGUAGACGAGAGGGGACAGGACCCCCUGAGUAUAGCCGUGGCGACUGCCAACGCCGACAUCGUCACCUUGUAAGUCACAUGGGACCCUGU